Messenger RNA from Porites lobata, 4488 nucleotides. The record is from the annotation of a GenBank genome assembly. NCBI's taxonomy places the organism in Eukaryota, Metazoa, Cnidaria, Anthozoa, Scleractinia, Poritidae.
AUGGCAAUAACUCGAGCUUUGGAAAGCGACAAAGUUCUUUUUGAAGUAUUUUGUUUGUUUUCGCUGUGCGCAUUUGAUUCUCUACCUAUUGAGGCUGCAGUUGACUUUGUUAAAUUUCGUAACAAACAACAAAAAGAAGAAUUUAUCAGAGCUAAAAUUCUGGAAUCCACCAUGAUAACUUGCUUGUAUGAUGUUGACGGCACACCCACUUACUUAAGAGUACAUAACGUUGUUCAUGAAGUGCUUAAGUCCACUGUAACAUCACUCCUGAACCGCACACAUAAAGCUGAGUACUUUUCUGUCGCUGUUAAGAUUUUCAGUUCAUUAAUUAAAGACAACAAGAAGCUACUACUUGCAAGUGAGAGUACGUGCAUCAAGUUAAGACUAACUACCAGACAUUGUAAAGCGUUAUAUCAACAUUUCAAGACUAAUUUUACCGACACAGAAUUAACAAAUAAUGAAUUAUUCCGCUCCAUAGCACCUAGAAAUUUAAUAUCCUGGCUUUCCUCAACUGCUGAAGUCAGUCGCGACUUAAGUAAUAUAUCGGACGCUCACCUCUUUUGUACAUUAUGCUCUGAUUUUGUAAAUUAUCUUGAUGACGACCUAACAGAUAAGCUGGAAAAGGCGAAUUAUUUUCAAGUGCAAGGCCUUGUUUCCAAGGAUCUUCACCAGAUUAAUCAAGCUAAAGAAUACUAUGAGAAGUCUCUUGCCAUUAAAAAAGAGAUUUAUGGUGAACACCAUGGUGCCGUUGCGGCAAGUUACAACAACCUGGGAACUGUUUAUAGCGACCUUGGUCUGUACAAUCAGGCUAAAGAAUACCAGGAGAAGUCUCUUGCUAUUAGAAAAGAGAGUUACGGUGAACACCAUGAUGCCGUAGCGGCAAGUUACAACAACCUCGGAAAUGUUUACAGCGCCCUUGGUCAGUACAAUCAGGCUAAAGAAUACUAUGAGAAGACUCUUGCCAUUAAAAAAGAGAUUUAUGGUGAACACCAUGGUGACGUAGCGACAAGUUACAACAACCUGGCAACUGUUUACAGUGACCUUUGUCAGCACAAUCAGGCUAUAGAAUACCAUGAGAAGUCUCUUGCCAUCCGAAAAGAGAUUUUAGGGGAACACCAUGCUGCCGUAGCGAGAAGUUACAACAACCUGGGAACUAUUUACAGUGACCUUAAUCAGCACAAUCAGGCUAAAGAAUACCAUAAGAAGUCUCUUGCCAUCAGGAAAGAGAUUUAUGGUGAACACCAUGGUGGCGUAGCGACAAGUUACAGCAACCUGGCAACUGUUUACAGUCAACUUAAUCAGCACAAUCAGGCUAAAGAAUACUAUGAGAAGUCUCUUGCCAUCAGAAAAGAGAUUUAUGGUGAACACCAUGGUCAGGUAGCGGCAAGUUAUAAUAACCUGGGAACUGUUUACAGUCACCUGGGUCAGUAUAAUCAGGCUAAAGAAUACUAUGAGCAGUCUCUUGCCAUUGGAAAAAAAAUUUAUGGUGAACACAGCAGUGACGUAGCGACAAGUUACAAGAACCUGGGAACUGUUUACAGUGACCUUGGUCAGUGCAAUCAGGCCAUAGAAUACCAUGAGAAGUCUCUUGCCAUCAGAAAAGAGAUUUAUGGUGAACACCACGGUGACGUAGCGGCAAACUACAACAACCUGGGAACUGUAUAUAGUGACCUUGGUCAGUACAAUCAUGCUAAAGAAUACCAUGAGAAGUCUCUUGCUAUUAAAAAAGAGAUUUAUGGUGAACACCACAGUGCCGUAGCGACAAGUUACAACAACCUGGGAACUGUUUACAGUGACCUUAAUCAGCACAAUCAGGCUAAAGAAUACCAUCAGAAAUCUCUUGCCAUCAGUAAAGAGAUUUAUGGUGAACACCAUGGUGCCGUAGCGAGAAGUUACAACAACCUGGGACUUGUUUACAGUCACCUUGGUCAGUAUAAUCAGGCUAAAGAAUACUAUGAGAAGUCUCUUGCCAUCAAUAAAGAGAUUUAUGGUGGACUCAAUGGUGACGUAGCGACAAGUUACAACAACCUGGCAACUGUUUACAGUGAACUUAAUCAGCACAAUCAGGCUAAAGAAUCCUAUGAGAAGUCUCUUGCCAUCAGAAAAGAGAUUUAUGGUGAACACCAUGGUCAGGUAGCGGCAAGUUACAACAACCUGGGAACUGUUUACAGUCACCUUGGUCAGUAUAAUCAGGCUAGACAAUACUAUGAGAAGUCUCUUGCCAUCAAUAAAGAGAUUUAUGGCGACCACAAUGGUGACGUAGCGACAAGUUACAACAACCUGGGAACUGUUUACAGUGACCUUGGUCAGUACAAUCAGGCUAAAGAAUACUUUGAGAAGUCUCUUGCCAUGAGAAAAGAGAUUUAUGGUGAACACCAUGGUGACGUAGCGACAAGUUACAAUCACCUGGGAACUGUUUACAGUGACCUUGGUCAGUACAAUCAGGCUAAGGAAUACUAUGAGAAGUCUCUUGGCAUCAGAAACGAGAUUUAUGGUGAACACCAUGACAACGUAGCGACAAGUUACAACAACCUGGGAACUGUUUACAGUGACCUUGGUCAGUACAAUGAGGCUAAAGAAUACUAUGAGAAGUCUCUUGCCAUCAGAAAAGAGAUUUAUGGUGAACACCAUGGUGACGUAGCGACAAGUUACAACAACCUGGGAACCGUUUACAGUCACCUUGGUCAGUACUAUCAAGCUAAAGAAUACCAUGAGAAGUCUCUUGCUAUUAAAAAAGAGAUUUAUGGUGAACACCACUGUGCCGUAGCGACAAGUUACAACAACCUGGGAACUGUUUACAGUGACCUUAAUCAGCACAAUCAGGCUAAAGAAUACCAUGAGAAGUCUCUAACCAUCAGUAAAGAGAUUUAUGGUGAACACCAUGGUAGCGUAGCGACAAGUUACAACAACCUGGGAACUGUUUACAGUGACCUUGGUCAGUAUAAUCAGGCUAAGGAAGACUAUGAGAAGUCUCUUGCCAUCAACAAAGAGAUUUAUGGUGAACACAAUGGCGACGUGGCGACAAGUUACAACAACCUGGCAACUGUUUACAGUGAGCUUAAUCAGCACAAUCAGGCUAAAAAAUACUAUGAGCAGUCUCUUGUAAUCAGAAAAGAGAUUUAUGGUGAACACCAUGGUCAGGUCGCGGCAAGUUACAACAGCCUGGGAACUGUUUACAGUGACCUUGGUCAGUAUAAUCAGGCUAAAGAAUACUAUGAGAAGUCUCUUGUCAUCAGAAAAGAGAUUUAUGGUGAACACCAUGGUCAGGUCGCUGCAAGUUACAACAACCUGGGAACUGUUUACAGUCACAUUGAUCAGUACAAUCAGGCUAAAGAAUACUACGAGAAGUCUCUUGCCAUCAGGAAGGAGAUUUAUGGUGAACACCAUGGUGACGUAGCGACAAGUUACAACAACCUGGGAACUGUUUACAGUGACCUUGGUCAGUACAACCAGGCUAAAGAAUACUAUGAGAAGUCUCUUGCCAUCAGAAAAGAGAUUUAUGGUGAACACCAUGGUGACGUAGCGACAAGUUACAACAACCUGGGAACCGUUUACAGUCACCUUGAUCAGUACAAUCAGGCUAAACAAUACUACGAGAAGUCUCUUGCCAUCAGAAAAGAGAUUUACGGUGAACACCAUGGUGACGUAGCGACAAGUUACAACCACCUGGGAACUGUUUACAGUGACUUUGGUCAGUACAAUCAAGCUAAAGAAUACUAUGAGAAGUCUCUUGCCAUCAGAAAAGAGAUUUAUGGUGAACACCAUGGUGACGUAGCGACAAGUUACAGCAACCUGGGAACUGUUUUCAGUCACCUUGGUCAGUACAAUCAGGCUAAAGAAUACCAUGAGAAGUCUCUUGCCACUAGAAAAGAGAUUUAUGGUGAACACCAUUGUGCCGUAGCGAGAAGUUACAAUAACCUGGGAACUGUUUGCAGUGACCUUGGUCAGUACAAUGAGGCUAAAGAAUACUAUGAGAAGUCUCUUGCCAUCAGAAAAGAGAUUUAUGAUGAACACCAUGGUGACCUAGCGACAAGUUACAGCAACCUGGGAACUGUUUACAGUGACCUUGGUCAGUACAAUCAGGCUAAAGAAUACUAUGAGAAGUCUCUUGCUAUUAGAAAAGAGAAUUAUGGUGAGCACCAUGGUGCCGUAGCGAGAAGUUACAACAACCUGGGAACUGUUUACGGUCACCUUGGUCAGUACAAUCGGGCUAAAAAAUACCAUGAGAAGUCUCUCGCCAUUAAAAAAAUUAUUUUCGGCGAGGAGCAUUUCUCUGUAGCGAAAAGUUACUUCAACCUUGGCAAUACCUAUUGCAGCGUUAAACAGUACCCUGUUUCUCAAGAAUGCUAUGAAAAGGCUCUGAACAUUUAUAAAACGUUGUAUGGCGAGCAGCAUGCUGCUGUGAAAAGAACUUUCAACAACUUAAGAUUCGUUAAAAGGAAACAAAGACAACUUAAUCAAACUCGUAACAAAUGUUGCAUUGUGUAA